AUGGCCGAAGUGUACGUCCGAGUGGCCGAGGAGGAGAACGAGGAGCCAAUGGAGAUCCCGUCUGAGGACGACGGCACCGUUCUGCUGUCGACGGUGUCGGCCCAGUUCCCUGGAGCGUGCGGCCUCCGGUUCAGGAGUCCCGUGUCCCAGUGCAUGCGUGGCGUGCGGAUCGUCGAGGGCGUCCUGCACGCCCCGGAGACUGGCUGGGGGAACAUGGUGUACGUGGUCAACUACCCGAAAGACAACAAAAGGAAAAUGGAAGAAAUCGAUGCCUCAUCAGCUGUGAAAAUGAAGCGGGGAGACAUGAAGACAUCUGACCUGAUCGUGUUGGGUCUUCCUUGGAAAACUACAGAACAAGACCUGAAGGAUUACUUCAGCACUUUUGGCGAAGUCAUCAUGGUACAGGUAAAACGAGAUGGCAGGUCAGGAAACUCCAAAGGGUUUGGCUUUGUGCGGUUCACGGAGUACGAAUCGCAAGAAAAAGUCAUCGCCCAGCGCCACAUGAUUGACGGCAGAUGGUGCGACUGCAAGUUCCCCAAUUCCAAGGUGAAUAUGGUAAUAUCCUCGCAAGAACAACACUCCAUGGCAACACAUUUAAUGGUGUUGAGCACCAGUUUUUCUAAGAUGGUACUAAUGUUGUCUUCACAGCAAGGCCCAGACGAGCCGCUAAGGAGCCGUAAAGUGUUCGUGGGACGUUGCACGGAAGACAUGACCACCGACGAACUGAGGCAGUUCUUCAUGCAGUAUGGAGAAGUCACAGACGUCUUCAUCCCCAAGCCGUUCCGUGCAUUUGCCUUUGUCACGUUUGCCGAUGAUCAGGUUGCUCAAUCUCUAUGCGGUGAAGACUUGAUCAUCAAAGGCGUGAGUGUCCACAUCUCAAACGCAGAGCCCAAACAUGGCAACAGGCAGUUUGACCGCACCGGGCGUUUCGGAAACGGCUUCGGUGCCCAGGCAUUCGGGGGCAGCCGUAGCGGCAUGGGGAGCGGCGGCAACAGUAACAUGGCCAAUUUCGGUUCCUUCAACCUGAACCCGGCAAUGAUGGCGGCAGCGCAGGCGGCCCUGCAGAGCAGUUGGGGGAUGAUGGGCAUGCUGGCCAGCCAACAGCAGUCAUCCUCGUCGGGCAGUGGCACCAGCGGCACCAGCUCCAGUCGAGACCAGAGUCAGUCGUUCAGCGCCGGCAACAGCAACUACGGCGCCGGCUCGGCCAGCCUGGGCUGGGGUGCGGGCGCAAACUCCACCAGUGGCGGUAGUGGGUUUAGCUCAGGGUUUGGGUCCAGCAUGGAGUCAAAGUCGUCUGGGUGGGGUAUGUAAAAAAAGCAAAGCGUGUAUGUGUGGUAAGUAUUGUGAGAAAGAGUCUUUUAACACAUUUAUUUUGGGUGUCUGCGUAUCGGAACAACACUUUGGAAGAUGUUUUGUACGUUGGGAGAAAAGAAAGCGAAUUUUAUUCAGAGCAGGGGUGUCCAAACUGCUGUCCGUUGGUUUUUAUUUAUUUUUUGUGGGCUAUGGUGUACACUAACAUUAAGAAUUGACACAAAUAGUUUUUUGUUGUUGUUUUUUUUAUACGAGUUUCUUCACUGGCUGUCAAGGCGUCAGGGAAAAAAAUCUGUUCUCAUCUCUUGUUUUCCACCAAUCACACGUCAUUAAUAUGUGCCUCAGAAUGUCAGCUGGUUGCUCCGCUUUCUGGUCUGUGUCAAUACUGGGGCGGAUUUAUUCUCGUGGACUUCAGGGCCACCGACCACUCAAAAGUCCUGGACGCUUUUAUUCAUCACCCAUUGGCUCUUCCACCCUUCAAUUUUUCUGCACAGCAACCCCUUGGAAGUUAAGUUUGGACACCCCUAAUGUAUCGAUCCGUGCCGAAAAUGACCCCCCCCCACCCCACCCAUCUCCUUGAUAUCAAUUUUAACUGGAUUCUCUCAUGCAUUUAUUGUGUAAUGUAAUGAUUUGAGUUGAAGAAAGAAAUAUGCAUGUUUGUUGCCAUUAUCUUGCUACGUUCUAAUUUUGAGGCAAUAUUGCAUUGAGGAGAAUCUGGUUGAAAAGUUUACCUGUUGUUUUUUUUUGACAGUGCAACUUUUAUUUGCAGUCAAAAAUGGACAAAAGCCUUCAUUGAAAUCUCUUCUGCAGUUGACCUCUCUUCCGUUUUCCUGCAAGGAAGCUCCAAUAUGGCAGCAUUGUCGCAGGGGCGAUAAGUGCUAUCACUCUCCCUCUUCCCGCCCGUGUAAAUGCUUUGCCAUCAAACAACGGCUUCACUCCGCAUGUUCUCAUGAGACGGUGGGUGUGUUUUCACUUUUUAAGAAAAGAAAUCCACUUAUGAUUGGAGAGCGAUCUGCGCAAGUGACGUUUUUGGAUGCGGGGGGAAUCUGAUGAGUGCGGAUGGCUUGUGGCGAAGAAUGGAGCGGUUGGUGAGUGAGCGGACUGAGGACUGCUUGUGCGGUGAACGAGCCCCCCAAAAUGUGACUGAUUUUUCUAUGAAUGUGUGAGUGGAAGCAGCGGAUGCUACAAGCGCCUCCCAUCCCCUUGAACGUGGACAUCUUUAUGAUGAGUGUGUCAAAAGAUUGUUUUUUUUUUCUUUUUAAUCUCUGCAAGAUUUUCCAUUUACUCUUAAUGUGUCGACAUGACAAUGUAGUGUGGAGUGUUGUGCUCUUUGUAAUGCUUCUAUAAUCUGAUUUGAAUGCCGUAUGGUGUGUGUGCUGUUCCUUGUUCCUGAACUGAUCUGUACGUGUGCAGUUGAUGUGGAUGACUCGGACUGAUGAAACCCUGGUAGGGACACACGUGUGAUGUGAGAAGAUGGAGCGGUGUCCUAUUGGUCGCCCCUCAUCCUCCCUUUUUAUUAUAGACUAUUGAUGUUUGUCAGGUGUUUGGAUAAAUAUUUUAAAUGAAGGGAACUGUCUAAUAAAGUUCAUCUGAAUAGAUUUAGUUGAUGUGACUUGCAGGGGAAAGAAACUAAUUCAAUUCACACAUCUAGGGACCUUGGGCUCCGCUGGUCGAGGUCUCCAUUUGAACCCCGACUGAAGGACGAAGACGGAAGUUCCAACAAUUUGAGUGUGUGGCCUUCUCAGACACGGGGUAGUACCUGUCUUUUUUGCUCACUUUUUAGAGAUUUUGAUGAAAAGCUGUGAGUGUUUGGAUAAAAUGGUCUUUGCUUCCAUACUCUUUUGGUGAUUGAAUGACUGACUGCCUGUCAGAUGUCACAUCUGUGAAACAGUCGCAGUGUUACUGCACUUUUGUAGAAAGCUUACAAAGUCGAGUAUGGCUACUUGACUCGAGCUGGUACCAAUGCAAGGCAAAUGGGUUUACACUGCCAAGUUCACGUGCCCAGUUCCAAUUAAAUGCCCAUAUGCGUUUGUUGUGCAUUUCAGGUAACACAUAAUAUGGCUUUGUUUAGACUGAUUGAACAUGCAGGCCAAAUCUGAUUUCUUCAAGUCGUGACAACCCUCCCUAUUGCUUUCAAUUUGGGUAACCCUCCACACUGGCCGCUCUCUGUAAUACCACUUGUUUAAUUUGACACUCCUUAUGUCGCAUUUUGUGUAUGCUUUUGUUAUCCGUAUUUCUGUAGGCAUGACAAUGAUCUCAAAAUAGGGAAUUUCAUUCGGAAAGCCUCCAUUUACACUGCCAAUUCUGCCACCCGACAGCGAAAACAAACAUUGGAAUUGUCUCACUUGAACUAUGCAGUGCACAUCCCGCGUUACAACCUCAAUAUGACUGAAGUGAAUAUUUGACGUUUAUUUAUAUUUGUGGCAAGAGUGAGGAGUAAGGAGGCGCCUGUGCCUUAUUCUCUGCUUUGUUCUUCCUCUUCUUUUUCAAAGACUUCUGUUCCUUUUCCACUUCUUCGCUUUUCCUCUGUAUGUGCAGUGACUGAAAUAAAGGGGAAUCAAACAAGAAA
Messenger RNA from Hippocampus zosterae (dwarf seahorse), 3880 nucleotides. It is a transcript of the gene tardbpb, whose product is annotated as TAR DNA binding protein b. Gene Ontology annotation, biological process: regulation of gene expression. Gene Ontology annotation, cellular component: nucleoplasm. The record is from RefSeq and is a predicted model, not a curated record. The transcript has 4 exons. Gene Ontology annotation, molecular function: RNA binding. The coding region runs from base 1 to 1311 and encodes 436 amino acids. NCBI's taxonomy places the organism in Eukaryota, Metazoa, Chordata, Actinopteri, Syngnathiformes, Syngnathidae.